Molecule: messenger RNA, 1002 nt
Organism: Frankliniella occidentalis (western flower thrips)
Lineage: Eukaryota; Metazoa; Arthropoda; Insecta; Thysanoptera; Thripidae
Exons: 2
Coding region: 124-921 (265 amino acids)
Source: RefSeq, a predicted model, not a curated record
CUUUGGCGCUCGCUCCCCGGAGAUCCCCGGCCCGGCCGAUAAGGGCCGCCGUAUAAAAGCAGUGAGGAGACGCGGCCAAGAAGUCACUCAUCGCAGCAUAGUGCAGCAGCACCUCGUGUCAACAUGGCCAAGACCUUCCUCCUCGCGGCGUUUGCCGCCGUCCUCUUCACCGUCGCGUUCUCCUCGCCGGCUCCGGCGCUGCUCGCCCAGCGGGCGGAGGCCCUCCAGCAGCUGGACGACACCGAUCUGCAGGCCCUCGGACUGGACAAGCACAACCUCAGGUUCAACUGGAUCAACGUGACCGCCAUUCUGGAGAAAAUCGAGAAUGCGCUGAACACCGUGGAGGUCAAGAUCGCCGAGGUGACGGCAAAGGUCGAGGACGCUUUGCAGGGUGUUCUCCAGGGCAUUGAAAACGCCGCCCUGAACGCGGCCGUCAAGUGGAACCAGACCGUCGUGGAGCUCGCCGAGAAGGCGGAGCAGGCCGGCGUGGACAUCCGGGACUGCAUCGAGCAGGAGCAGCCGCUCAGCGAGGUCAUCGAGGGCCUGAAGAACGACACCCGCACCUGCGUCGCUAACCAGAUCGAUGAGGUCAAGAAGGCCCUCGGUGACGUGACAGACGUCGGCGGGUUGGCGCUGGACCUGCUCGACCGCGCCAAGAAGCAGGUCGCCGAGUGCAGCAAGGCGGGCAACUUCAUCGCUUCGGGGCUGUGCCUCGCGGCGACCACGCCCGCCCUGGACGUGGAGGCCGUCGGGCUGGUCGCGGAGGCCGUCUUCCGCGCAGGGAUCGCGGCGGUGAAGGCCGGCGCGCUCGCCCCGCUCACCACCCUCUGCGACACCAAGGCCACCGCGGGCCGCGCCGCCCAGGCCACCGCCAUCGUCGACGCCACCGCCAAGUGCAUCCAGGGCAAGCUUUUCCAGUAGGACGGGGUGCGAGAUGCGAGAGUUUUUGCGACUGUGAUAUAUGUAUAAACGGUCUGGAGUAAAUUAUUUUAUUAUUAGCAA